AUGGCAAACAAUCUGGUAAGCCAAUUGGAGGGGCUCCGCCUUGCAGAUAGGGCCACGGAGUGGGAAAUUAACUGCAAGAGUUUUAAGCAUACGCACCCAUCGCAGAUGUCACCUCAGCCACGUUCCUUCUUCACAGAUGUGGAAGAGCUUUGUGGCCUCACUCAGGUCCUUGACCAAGACAAGUUCACUCUCAACUGCCGCGAUGGACUUGCACUUUUGAAAGACGACGUUUCGUGUUUUGUGAGAGAUGGCAGCCGCUCCAGUGUCUCCAACUACAUAGGCCACGACAUGCUCGAAAACUACGAUACUUUUACACCGGUCUCUGUGGACCAGCUAGAAGAUAUGCGCGGCAUGCAGCAAUUCAUCGCACAGCGAAAUGACAAGGACAAGAAAUCGAAACUCACUGUUGUGUGCUCCAGACAUAACAUGAUAGACCUUAUUAUGGCGCCUUUUUCUGAUCAAGACAUUCAUUUAAAUGCAAUACACUAUGACGGAUACCUAUAUCUUUUCCCUGAUCGACAAGCUGGCGCUGGAUCCAUGGGGAUUAAUUCUGAGGAUCCAAGAACUCGAAAAAUAUGCUACACUGGGUUUGAGCUCGAACAUCUCGUUACCAAGGCCAAAGAGCCCACUGAAUCGUCCGCUUUCUACUCAAUUGUAUGCGGUAAAAUAGACUCCGAUCUCGAAUGCUUGUUCAAAGCCGAAAUGGAUGCUCUAGAGCCAGUCUCUAAUACUUACACAGAAAUCAAAUGCUCCACAGGGCUGAAGACAAAAUCUUCUCACCAUCGCAAGAAACUGUUGCGUAUGUGGAUUCAGACUUCUCUGAUACCGAGUACAACUCUCCUGAUUGGUCUUCGAGAUCCCUAUUACAAUCAGUUAACCACGUUCGAACGCUACACCAGAGCUCAACUAUACCGCAAAUUCAAUAACACGAACCUGAAAUUUCUGCCUCAAAAAUACAACUACAAUGCAAACGUUUCGAUUGAAUGGUUUCGUCACCUAUUCAAAGCAAUCCAAAAACUUGUAGAAGCAAACUUAGUGCCCGACACCCCAGAAGCCAGGUCCCACACGUCGUUUAAACUGACGGUAACCAAGACGCUAAUGUUGAAGCUAAGAAAACUCGACAAAAUGCCACCCAACACAAUUUUCUGA
This is a messenger RNA of Lachancea lanzarotensis, 1149 nucleotides long. RefSeq names its product LALA0S01e15940g1_1 (gene DXO1). Bases 1 to 1149 code for a protein of 382 amino acids. Lineage: Eukaryota; Fungi; Ascomycota; Saccharomycetes; Saccharomycetales; Saccharomycetaceae. The transcript has a single exon. Gene Ontology annotation, cellular component: cytosol; nucleus. Gene Ontology annotation, biological process: nuclear-transcribed mRNA catabolic process; NAD-cap decapping. Gene Ontology annotation, molecular function: mRNA 5'-diphosphatase activity. The record is from RefSeq and is a predicted model, not a curated record.